GGGCUCGCCUAGGUCUGUUCCCGGGAGCGUUGGCCGUCGUCAAGGUGUCGUCUUCGCCAGCGACGUUGCUUGCGACUCUUCGGAUGGCACAGACUCCAGCCCCGCGACUCACCACCAGAGAAGUGCAAACGGUGCCUCCUCGAUACGGCCCAGGACGCGCACAAUGGACGCCUCCAUGCUAGGGCCGCGAGGGCCCUCGUCCGCCGCCGAGUUUCGACACAGGGUCAGCAGCAUCUCGUCCGGCUCGCAGCCCUCCCUCGACGACCACAAAACGCUGAAGCCAAGUUCCGACCCGGCCAGCUACUCGACCAUACCGACCGUCCGGGUCCCCGACGUCUCGACCCCGACCUCCAAGGAGAAGAACAAGUCCCAUCACAACAGGCGCCUCCUCAAACGACAGCCCUCCCGCCCGACAUCACCGUUGGUCGAGCCCCAGCCCUCCGUCGAUUCUUUCCCGUACCCCAUCCCAACCGAAGAUGCGAACCGCCUCAUAUCGCUAAUGAAGGCUCUGGGCGGGCGAAUGCGUGGCGAGCUGGAAUACCAGGGUGAGUACCAGGGAACAUGGCACACCGGCAUGGCAUACAUCGACGAGGAGAAGGGCACCCUCAUGUUUGGCCUGGGCCAUACCGGCCAGAAUGCUUCCUUCCACAUCCCUCUGGUCUCUGACCUGCGAGGCUGCAAGGUUCACGUCACGGGCUACCCUGAUGCCGAGAGAGAGUGCCUCGAGGUCGUUCCCAGCCAGAUGGGCCUCGAGCUCCUCAUCAGGCCCAUCAUAUCGGAGGAGCUGGAGCUGUGGCUCGCGGCCCUCUUGUGCUGGCAGCAGCUCACGCCUCUCAACCUCAAGGUGCCCAGUGGGAAGCCUGCCAGCCCUUCGGGGCACAUUCGCCCGGAGAUGAGGCGACGGGCCAAGUCGAGCGAUGCGGCGAGAGCCACAAACAUUAUCAAAGUCGGCAAGUUCAUGCUCUGGGACAAGGGCCCGGCCAGGUCCGCACGUGCUCUCGUCCAGCGAUCCUCGACCCGGGAUCUUAUGCACCCGGCCAUGUUCUGGAGGAGGAUAUCGUGCGUCUUGCAGGAUAACGGAGAGUUUAGGCUGCUGAUGGAAAACGACGUCUCCGUCUUGUCCAGCAUCGAACUGUCGCAGCUUUCCCGGUGCGCAAUCCAAGGCCUCGACCGCAGCGUCCUGGGAGAGGAGUACUGCAUUGCCAUCUUCCCCAUCUACGCCUCUGCUGCCACCCACGUUACCAUUUUCCGGCCCAUCUACCUGGCCGUCGAUAGCCGCAUCGACUUUGAAGUCUGGUUCGCCCUGCUGCGGACAUUCGCCGUGCCCGACAUCUUCUGCCUAGACGACCCGCAGACCGAUGAGAUUCAGGAUGUCGCCGAUAUCGAGAAGGAUCAGCCAGGUGAGGUGUUCCGCAUGGAGAAGAUUGUCAGAGUGAGGGUGGUGGAGGCCAAGAUCAAAGCCAACCCAAGCGGGCCCGAAUGGUUUUCUCCAGAGAGAUAUGGCAGGGCUGGCCCGGAUCCUCUGGUGGGUUGUUACCUAGCGGAAGUCAUUUUGGAUGGAGAGGUUCGCGCAAGAACGACUACCAAGAUGGACACCAAGAACCCCUUUUGGAGAGAGGACUGCGAGUUUAACGAUCUGCCUCCGAUAAUUCAAGAGCUCUCCGUUGUGCUGAAACGAGUCGAGAGCGGCCCUGAAGGUUACUCAAAGCCAAUGACUUCUCAGGAGAUAAUAUGCGGGAGCGUAAAGAUCGCCUUGAACGACCUUGAGAGGGGCCAGGGCCAAGAACAGUGGUGGCCGAUCUUGGACGAAAACCAGCAAAACAUCGGAUCGAUGCUCAUCAAGGUAUUUCACGAUGAGCACGUUGCCUUGCUGUCGAAAGAGUACGAGCCGCUGUCCGAGGUUCUGCACCGGUUCCCCACGGGCCUCACCACGCUCAUUUCGGCAUCUCUUCCGGGCCAGUUGCGUCUCCUCUCAGAGUUGUUUCUCAACAUUUUCCAGGCCUCUGGCUCCGCUAGCGACUGGUUGAUGGCUUUGGUCGAGGACGAGAUUGACGGCAUCGGGAACCAGACGUCAAUCAAGAAAUACCGCUUCAGUAACAGACUCAAGUCGAGCGAAUCGCUGGAGUCCUCCAACGAACGUGAAAUGAUGGUUCGGGACAUUCAUAGGACGCUAGCAGGAGAGGCCAACCUCCUGUUUAGAGGCAACUCGUUGCUGACGCAAUCGCUCGAGUUUCAUAUGCGACGAUUGGGCAAAGAAUACCUGGAGGAGAUACUGCAGGAUAAGCUCUGCGAAAUCAACGAACUGAACCCGGAUUGCGAGGUCGAUCCGAGCAAAUUGGCGCACACAGGAGCAGGCGCCGAGUUGGAUCAUCACUGGGGCCGUCUUAUCCACCUCACGACGGAGAUCUGGCUAUGCAUCGCAGACUCGGCCGAAAGAAUACCGGCAGAGCUAAGACACAUACUCAAAUACAUCCGGGCUGUGGCAGAUGACCGCUACAGCGACUUUCUCCGCACCGUCAGCUACACUUCGAUCUCGGGCUUCCUGUUCUUGCGCUUCAUCUGUCCGGCCAUCCUCUCACCGAAGCUUUUCGGACUACUCAGGGAUCAUCCGAAGCCGCAGGCACAGCGUACCUUGACGCUCAUUGCCAAGGCAUUGCAGAAGCUCUCCAACCUUUCGACGUUUGGAAAGCGAGAGGAGUACAUGGAACCGAUGAACCGCUUCCUGACCCAACAACGUCAGUCUUUCCGAGGCUUCAUCGAUCAUGUUUGCAGUAUCCCAGCCGACCGGACGGGCCGAGCCCUGCCUCCCAGCUACAUCACACCCGUCACGAUACUGAACCGUCUAGGACCUACGGCACGCGAAGGAUUUCCCAGUCUGCCAUAUUUGAUUGAUCAAGCCCGGAGCUACGCGAGCCUUGUUAAGCUGUGGGUGGAUGCACGACCUAUUGAUGCGAAACACCUGCAAGCCGACGGAGAGUUGCUGGUUUUCAACGACCUGUGUUUUGGGCUACAAAAACGCGCCGACGCUUGCCUUGCCAAGGUGAUGGAUUUCCGGAGCAGGGAAGUCCCAUCGUAUAUGUCUGCCGACCAAUUGGCCGAGAUCCUGGAACAAGUCAACUUCACCGGCCCAUACCACCCGUACUACCCAGGCAGUCCAUCUUCGAUGCCCAGCAAUUACGAGCGGCCACCCGGAAGCUCCAGCAGCGAUGGGGGCGGCGAUACGAAGCAAAAUCGGCGCAGUAAAGAAUGGAAGCGCGGGAGAGAAGACUCCGACCCAAAAAAGGUCAACAGUCCUCGAACAGCAAGUGGCUCGGCCAGCGGAAAUACGAAACAGAAGAAUGGAAAAGUGGGCAGGACUCUGUUGAGUGGCAUCAUGAAGAUUGGUGGUGUCAGAGCCGAAAGCCCUGAGAGCAAAGGGCAGCGAUGA
Molecule: messenger RNA, 3427 nt
Organism: Trichoderma reesei QM6a
Lineage: Eukaryota; Fungi; Ascomycota; Sordariomycetes; Hypocreales; Hypocreaceae
Product: RasGAP protein
Exons: 1
Coding region: 164-3427 (1087 amino acids)
Biological process (GO): regulation of GTPase activity
Source: RefSeq, a predicted model, not a curated record